GUGUAUAUGGACGGACGGACAUAAAGCGCAACCGUGAUGAUGAAAUUUGUGCGUGUUCAGUUGAGCGAUGCUCUCUCAGCGGUGAGGAAGGAGUUUGGUGUAUUCCAGCGCGCAUACGCCCCCUACGCUCCUCUCCUCUCCUCCUCCUCCUCUUCUUCUCCUCUGCUCUCCUCUCAUCCAUCCACCCGAGAGAGCUGCUCUCCCCCCUCCGCUCAUUCAUUCUCUCGGACAGUCUCCAUCCUUUGACGGGGAGCAGAAGCAGCAGGGCGGUGGCAAUCGCAAGCCCUCAAUGCUCGGCAUUUGGACGGAAAUCCGCGCGUCAAACCUGGAGAGACAGGACUACAAGUGAUUGCUAUGUCAGAGAGAAGUUCAGCCGUAAAGAAUACAGCAGACGGAGGUUACACGGAUCACGAUUCAAAGAUGUCGGAUGAACACAGAGACACGGAUGAUUCGUCAGAGAAAACACCUAGUAGGAUGUCUAGAUCGCCGCAGAAAUCCUCCAAAAGACCAAAGACAGUAGCUGUGAAAGUCACACUGCUAGAUGGAUCUGCCUAUGAGACCGGGGUGGAGAAACUCUGUAAAGGACAUGUGUUACUGGAUUUGGUUUGUGAACAUCUCAACCUCUUGGAGAAGGACUACUUUGGCCUGACCUUCAGUGACACGGAGAGCCAAAAGAAUUGGCUGGAUCCUUCGAAAGAAAUCAAGAAACAAAUCCGCGUGGGUCCCUGGCAUUUCUCCUUUGCUGUCAAAUUCUAUCCUCCCGAUCCGUCUCAGCUGAUUGAAGACAUCACACGGUAUUACCUGUGUCUGCAGCUGAGGGAGGACAUACUGUCAGGUCAUUUGCCCUGCUCGUUCGUCACUCAUGCUCUGCUGGGCUCGUACGCUGUUCAGGCUGAGCUGGGAGACUAUGACCCAGAGGAACAUGGGCCAGACUACAUCAGCGAGUUCCGCUUCGCCCCCAAUCAGACCCGUGAGCUGGAGGAGAGGGUGAUGGAGCUGCACCGCAACUACAGGGGCAUGAGUCCUGCAGAGGCUGAAAUCAACUUCCUGGAAAACGCCAAGAAACUCUCCAUGUAUGGCGUUGAUCUCCAUCAUGCUAAGGACUCUGAAGGCAUUGACAUCAUGUUGGGGGUGUGUGCCAGUGGCUUGCUGAUCUAUAGAGACCGGUUGCGUAUCAACCGAUUCGCCUGGCCCAAGAUCCUCAAAAUAUCUUACAAGAGAAGCAACUUCUACAUCAAAAUCCGACCUGGAGAGGUAGAGAAAAAGUACGAGCAGUUCGAGAGCACCAUUGGCUUCAAGCUGCCCAACCACCGUGCCUCUAAGCGCUUGUGGAAGGUCUGCAUUGAACAUCACACAUUUUUCAGGUUGGUCUCUCCUGAGCCUCCUCCCAAAGGUUUUCUUGUGAUUGGCUCAAAGUUCCGCUACAGUGGGCGGACCCAAGCCCAGACUCGCCAAGCCAGUGCUUUGAUUGACAGGCCAGCUCCUCAAUUUGAACGAUCAAUUAGUAGGAGGUACCUGCUGUCCCGCAGCAUAGAUGGAGAGUCUGCUUUAGGGGACACUAUGGACCGACUCUCCCAGCACACCUCCAGCGAGCCUGUGCCUAGUCUUCCCAGAGAUGAGCUGGACCAGGACUACCUGGAGCCCAGUCUGGAUCAGGACCUGGACCAAGAUCACGAACAAGCUGAAUACCAGCGACUUGAAAGUGACUCCACUCUAUCGAAGACUGUGGAGCUCAAGAGGGAGGAGGCAGGCUCUCCUGUAGACUCUAAGACGGAGUCGGACCAGGACUUGGCCCCACGUCCUAAACAGGAGCAGUUCCUGGAUAAACCAGAGGAUGUGUUGCAGAAACAUCAAGCCAGCAUCAAUGAGCUGAAAAGAGCGCUGAGAGAGCCCAACAGCAAACUGGUCCACAGAGAGAAACGUCUCUCUGGAGCCUCGUCUGGUAGCACUCCGGAGAAAAAAUCUGCCUCAGAGGAUUCCCUAUUGAUUGAGAAGCAAGAUGGUUGUCAAAGAGACCUGCCUCUCAGUAAAAACGAUGAAAAGAGCAGGAGUCCUAGAGUAGCUUCAUUAGCCACUGGAUUCAACAGAGAGACAGAAGACAAAAUGAGAGGGAAAACCAUCAACACACACAGUGCCAUAAGAGAAAAACAAAGUGUAGCAAAAAGGACCUCAACAGAAACCAUCCUAUCGCCAGAGAAGCCCCUGAGAAAUCGUGCUAAAAGCCCUGCUUUAAGGUACAACCAUUUCCAGGGUUCCGGUUCUUUAGAGGAGAAAGCAUAUGAUAAUGGGCACCCCCAGGACAGAUAUUUGUCAGAGAAUGUCAUUCAUACAAAUGGAUGUGAUGAAUAUGCAACAGAGAGACUCGGGGGCAAUAAAAAGUACAUGGGGGUAACCAAUAGAGAAGACAGUGACUUGGCAAGGUAUGUAGAGAGAAGCUUCGGAGAGGCUUCUCCCAAUGCAGCCAUGGACAAAUAUAUGAGAGAUCGAUAUAACGAAAACUGGUGGGAGAGGCAAUCCUUUGAAACAGAAUCAGAAAACACCAGAGCAACCUUACAGAAGCAAACAUCUAAACCAGAUUCAAAGGGUAAAAGCUCAACAAUUCAGAGACAUGAUUCUACUGCAAGCGACACAUCACAGACUGAGGUGAAACGAAUCGUUCCACUGAAGCCAGAGAGGUCAAGAGCCAAGCUGCAAGGACAACCGAGUGAGAAAAGCAUUUCAGGAUCAUUUGAUGAAAGUGAAGGAACCAAGUCUAAGAAGGAGCAAGUUGGCUUUGAGAAUGCCUUGGACAGCUUGUCACAGCCCAGAAAUUCUGCAGCUUUAGAAAGCACUGGAACUUUUGCCAAGCAAGAUUGGGCGAGUAAUUGUCACAAUAGGGAAGUCAGAGAAUAUAACUGUCAGUCUCUCCAAGACAGGCCCCAAUUAAGGGAUCUCAAGAACAAUGCAGACCACAGACUUAGUAUCGAACAAGAUCAGUUUCUUUUUGAAGAUCCAUUGUUUAUGUUUGACUUUCCUACCAAUUCAGCAUUUCCAGCAUUUGACCAGGUUCCCCCUUUAUACCCACCUGUAAAAUCCCAGAGGGCAAGAGAUACACGUACCAAACCUAUCACCAAAAGUGAUUCUGGCAACAGUCUUCACAAGAGCUCCACAAUGGAAUCUUCCAAGAGGAAACCAGUGAGAGAGCCCUGGGAGAGACGCUUAGGAUCGGUGUCAGAAGAUGAUCCUGACCCAGACACUCUGUACCUGAAGGAGACCCACCUGGGCAUUGAACGCAAAUGCUCGAGUAUCACUGUUAGUUCAACGUCCAGCCUGGAGGCUGAGGUGGACUUCACUGUGCUCAUGGACUUCCAAACUGGUAUCGAGGAAUUUUCUAGAGGCAUGACUGAGCUGGGGGAGAGAGACUUCUCACCUGAGUUUGGCCUCUCUGAUCGCCCCACCCAUCCAGCCUUUAUACUGGGAGCAGAUCCUAUCUACCUUCCAGAGGAGAGACCUGUAGAAGUACCAAGGGCCGUAGAGAAACCAAAGCCUGUUGUAGAACAGAAGCCACCAGAGGAACGUAAACCAGAGCCUUUUGUACCUAAGAAAGCUCCUCGGUCAGUAAAAGCUGCCCAAGCCCUGAGGAAAGACUCUACAGAACAAGCUAAUACCCAGUCGAUGAGACGGGAGAGCUCUGAGUCACCCCCAAUCCAUCCUCUCAGCAGAGAGAGCAGUGAAAUCAUUGCUUCCCAAGCUCUGAGGAAGACCGAGGUCAAGAUCGAGACACAGCCCAAUGGCUCUGAGGUCACCACGACCAUAAUGGAGAUUGCAGACCCGGACCAUGGCAUCAGCGGUAUGCGAGAGGCCGCAUACUCUAUGACAGAGAGAAUCUCUCCUGUGAACCUUGGAUCAUUAGCUAGAGAUGGUUCACCUUUAAUGGUGACUGAGAAUGUAACAUCAGCCACUACAACUCAUGUUACUAAGACGGUGAAGGGAGGCUACUCGGAGACAAGAAUUGAAAAAAGGAUUAUCAUUACUGGUGAUGAUGAUGUUGAUCAAGAUCAGGCGCUUGCCAUGGCAAUAAAAGAAGCCAAGCAACAGCACCCUGACAUGUUGGUAACCAAGGCUGUGGUUGUCAGGGAAACAGAAUCUUCCACUCAAGAUCCACAUGAGGAAUCGAAGUCCUGAUCUCCUCAGUUCUCAGGACUUCAACGGGAAGCAACUGUUCCUCAGUGACUGCCAGUGGGUCGCCAACAUCUACAGACCUCUUAUUCUAAGCUUCUAGCUUCCACUUACAUACACGACACUAACAUUUACACAGGCACACAAACACAUGCUGCCUCCCAGAUGUCGGAACCUAUUCCUUCUCAUGUAAUUUCUAUUUUGUGUCUACAUUCGCUGUGGUAACAUGGACAUACUGGAGGCAUACGGUCUCCUUGGCUGAGGACCGCAGGGGAAGGACAGACUCAGCAUCACAUCGAUCAGACGAUUUAGCCACCAUUGUAGUCUCUUGCUUUUUCUUCACGAAUGUGAAAACUAACCAAGCGUACUAUCGACAGCCCGAUGCUAACAUCAAGCAUGAGGCAUGGGGCUUUUUGAUGAACAUUGCUGAAGAUUUAGCUUAGUGGAGUGACAGUAGCGUCUAUUGAGUAGUUUUUUCUAGGGUUCAUUGAGAUAUAACACAGAAGAUCUUUUUGCAAAUACUGUAGGGAAAAGCGUAGCUAGCGUACAUAAAAUAUGUUGUGCUUCUCUGAUCAACAAACGUUAUGUUGCUGUUAAAUUCUGAACCUCAUCUGCAUGUGGCAAAGCAGGGUUUAAAAUGUUUUCAUAUACAACCAACUAACUAAAACCUCUGGUUCAGUGUCCUUAUAAACCAGAAAGGAAAAUGAGACAGACUGUAUUAAUGUAUGAUUGCCAAACCCUUUGAUGGUCCUCUGAAAAGUAUUUAUUUCCAUGUUAGACAUAAUAUGGAAAUAGUGGACUUGCACAUUGUUCCAGAAUUUUUAUUUACUGAUGUAUUUUUUUUUAUAGAUGUCUAGAAUUUUUUUGUUUAUUUGUUUUAUUUCAGAAGCCCUUACAUAUAUUUAGUAAAUAUUAUGAACAGAGAAAAAUUUUAAUCACCAAUUUACAGUCUAAACAUUUCAAGGUACCAGUAGUAAUCAAGCUUUCGUUUUUAGAUUCAAAAUAUCCACAAGUAUGACAUUGUUUUAAAAUGCACGAUACAAAAAGAAAGACGUUUGCUUGUCGAAUGCUCCAUUUCAUCUAUACAUAUUGUUAAACUGUGAAAAAGUCCAAAGAAACUAAACCUAAUUUGAGUUCAACAUGCUGACACACUUACAUAAUUAAUCAAUGUGUUAUGUGCAUGUGCAUUUAAACCUUACGCAUUUGAGCAAAAUACAAUUUAUUAGGAUUGCAGAAAACAAUUUAUUUUUUAUUUUUUUUCCAACAAGCUGAUAUUUAACAAAUUCCCUAAUGCUCGAUAUGUUUGAGACUUCUGUGAUUUAUUUAUUUCUUUUUACAAUGUCCCUUCCCACACAAUGCUGUGCCAACGAAUUAUUGAUUUUUAAAUUCAGUUAAAACGGUUCUGAUUUGUUUGAUAUGAGACCUUUUUAUGUGUAAAUGUCAUGAGCCUGUGGUUUUCAGUGAAGCGUGACCCUUGAGCCAUGAUUCUCUUUACAAAUGUUCCUUUGUGAAGCAGUAGAGAUCCUGGUUGAGACAGGACAUAUAUGUGUUCUAGGAUUGAAUGGAUGAAUGAGCUUCGAAUUGUGUGUAUUGCCAAAUUAAAAACUUUAUAUUAGGAUGAAAGAAGGCCAGGAUAGCUCUUAAUAACCUUUCCUAACACGGUAAAGGCUUGUUGUUGUGUAACUAAUGCAUUUGUUCAGGAUAGUGCACUAUGUGAAAAUAACACUUUACACAACCUGCAGUAACCGAGAGGGGAAAUUUGUGUACAUCAUAACUUCCAACUUGUACAGUUACUGAUCUUUGAGGACACGGGAGCUGUUCUUGAAUAUAAAGAAAAGAAGUGCCAUGCAAAGGUUGAUAGUUGGAUUCCUAAUCAACCACAGCAUUCUUUAGCCAGCCCAUAUGCUAAGCCUAUGUCAGAGUUUUGUCUCUUUACAAGGCAAUGUCCUCGUUUACGCUGUACAUGUUGCAUUUAAGAUUUGAACUCUGAGGAAAAAAGUUAAGCUUGGAAAAGUACUUUUAGCAUCAGUUCUCCUGAGAUUCCACCUGCAGACACUUCUGUUUACAAUGCUAUCCUCUACUUUCUACUGCUUGGUUUUGUGUGUUUGCUGUACAGUGUUCGAAAUAAAUAAGAUCCAUCAAUGUG
Molecule: messenger RNA, 6304 nt
Organism: Cyprinus carpio (common carp)
Lineage: Eukaryota; Metazoa; Chordata; Actinopteri; Cypriniformes; Cyprinidae
Product: band 4.1-like protein 1
Biological process (GO): cortical actin cytoskeleton organization
Cellular component (GO): plasma membrane; cytoskeleton
Molecular function (GO): structural molecule activity; actin binding
Source: RefSeq, a predicted model, not a curated record